Perkinsus marinus ATCC 50983 is the source of this 975-nucleotide messenger RNA. Its product is annotated as Bystin, putative. Bases 1 to 975 code for a protein of 324 amino acids. Gene Ontology annotation, biological process: rRNA processing. The record is from RefSeq and is a predicted model, not a curated record. The transcript is spliced from 10 exons. NCBI's taxonomy places the organism in Eukaryota, Perkinsozoa, Perkinsida, Perkinsidae. Gene Ontology annotation, cellular component: nucleolus; preribosome, small subunit precursor; cytoplasm. Gene Ontology annotation, molecular function: snoRNA binding.
AUGCUGUGCUUAUUCGCGGGAGAUUGGUAUGCCCAGCUGCGAGAACGAGAGGCUGGCUCGGGUGGUGGAGUGUCGAAGGUCCAGUCAAAUGAAGAGGAUGCCAGUGAGGCCAUUAACCCACAGGUUGUGAGAGUGUACUCAGAUAUUGGUAAAUGGCUGAGUACGUAUAAGUCUGGUAAGAUACCCAAGGCUUUCAAGAUCAUCCCGAGCCUCAUCAACUGGGAGGAGGUAUUGUUCAUAACGAAUCCUGUCGAAUGGACUCCUGCUGCUACUCGAGAGGCAACUAAGAUAUUCGUCUCUAGUCUCAGCCCAAAGCAAGCUCAGAGAUACCUUAAUUUGGUACUCCUACCGGCUGUUCGAGAGGACAUAGCUGUGAAUAAGAAACUCAAUUUCCACUACUAUGAGGCCCUCAAGGCGGCCACGUUCAAGCCGGCGGCGUGGUUCAAGGGCAUCUUCCUGCCGCUCAUACUUUGCCCUACUUGCACCAUCAGGGAGGCAGUCAUAGUCUGCAGUGUGUUGGCAAAAUGCUCCUUGCCGGUUCUCCACUCUGCGGCAGCCUUGGUCAGACUGUGUCAACUCACUGGCCUCUCCUGGCCUGGUCCUACUGCGAGUAUUGCUAUAAGGACCAUCAUUAACAAGAAGUACUCCCUGCCCAAGAGGGCUGUCAGUGCCGUUGUUGAUCAUUAUAAGGGAUUCAUACCAGAUCAAAGGGAAAUGCCUGUUCUAUGGCAUCAGUCGCUUCUAGCUUUUGUGCAGAGGUACAAGCACGAGCUGUCACAGUCGGAGAUUCGAACGCUGAAGGCGGUUAUGAAGGCGCACCCUCACAAGGAGAUAACGAUUGAGAUUCGGCGCGAGCUCGCAGCCGCUGAGGAUGGGAAGAUGCUCUACGGAUCAGCCCCAGCUGGAGGUGCAUCAAAUGACCCUUUCCCAUCGCUGAGGCAGUUCACUGCUUCCGCUGCAAUGGAUCUCAGCUGA